Messenger RNA from Lachancea lanzarotensis, 840 nucleotides. RefSeq names its product LALA0S01e12618g1_1 (gene BUD13). The transcript has a single exon. The record is from RefSeq and is a predicted model, not a curated record. Gene Ontology annotation, molecular function: RNA binding. NCBI's taxonomy places the organism in Eukaryota, Fungi, Ascomycota, Saccharomycetes, Saccharomycetales, Saccharomycetaceae. The coding region runs from base 1 to 840 and encodes 279 amino acids. Gene Ontology annotation, cellular component: RES complex; U2-type spliceosomal complex. Gene Ontology annotation, biological process: mRNA splicing, via spliceosome.
AUGUCUAUCAAGGACUAUCUUAAUGAAAAUUACGGGUCUAACAAGCCCAAGAAGUCGAAGGGUAAGAAAACUGGUGGGAAACAGGCCUCGUUCAAGAUCGUGGACUCUUUCACCAGUAACGAUGAUGCGGUUUUGGAAAAUGAUCAACGCACUACAAGAACCACAAAUCCUUCAAAUAAGGGCUUGAAGUGUGUGGGACCAAAUGAGAAAAAAGGUUUGUGGAAGAAUUUGAACACGAAUGAAGUUUCUGAGCGAUUGCUGUCCAAGAAAGUGGACACAACUGUGAGUUCUCAAAAUCCGGUAGGAAUUCAAUCAGCGGAAGAUGUUAGGCGACAAACUGAAGCAAAAGAGUUAGAGGCUAAAAAAUCGCUUGAAAACGAAGCAGAAACUGCAGAAACAGUUUAUAGAGACAGUCAGGGCCGAAAGAUUGAAAACUAUCAUGAACGUGUGUCGUCGCAAGCUGAAGACGAAAAACUGCGACAGGAACAGUGGGAAUUGGAAUUGCGAGAAUUGAACAUGGGGGAGGUUCAAAAAAAUGGACUUUUGGGGAUUUUGGAAAAUAAUAAGAAGUCGGUAGCCAAUGAUACAAGAAGUGACGAUCCUUUCAAUGCUUUCGAUCCCGCUGCGUCAACUACUCACAAUGCUAACCUCCAUUUUAAAUCACCGAUGGGCAGAAAACUGUACCCUAAAAUGAGUGCUGAAAACAGAUUUCAGAUACAGCCCGGAUAUCGCUGGGACGGAGUGGACAGAUCUAAUGGGUUCGAGCAAAAAUGGUUUGCCAAACAAAAUGAGCUGAAUGAGAAAAAGGUGCAGAGUUUUACCUUGCAAGACGAUGACUAG